AUGGCGGCGCCCGCAGAGCGGCGCGCGGAGAAGCGGGUUCCGCGGUGCAUCAAGUGCCGCGCGGCGGACGCGGCGGCGCUGGUGAAUCAGACGGAGGCGCUGUGCGCGGGCUGUCUGCGCGGCGCGCUGCUGGGGAAGUUCAAGUCGGCCGUGAAUGGCGGCAAGCUCGUCGCCAAGGACGAUCACGUGCUGCUCGCCUUCUCGGGCGGCGCCGCCUCCAGGUGCGCGCUCGACUUUCUCCUCGCCAUACAGUCACCCCUCCUUCACUCACAAGGCGCCGCACCGCUCGGCGCGCAAGGGGCGGCGGCGAGGGGGCGCAUUCCGUUCCGCCUCUCCGUUGCUUACGUGGACGAGCGCGUGGCGGUGGGGAAUGACCUUCUGCCACGUGGCACUGCUGACAGGCUGGCAUGCGAGUUGCGGAAGAUCGUGAGCGACGCUGUGGCGGCGCACAGGGGCGCGCGUGACUGCAGCGGGGGCGACUGCGGGGAGGGCGGAGGGCGAGGGGCGGCGAGGGAGGGAGGGGCGGGGGCGGAGAAUGGGGGGCCGCACGGAGUGGCGUUCCACGUGUGGCGAGAGCACGGGGGAGCGGUUGGCUGCACGGCUGGCGGCGGUGGUGGGGGGGGCGGCGGAGGGCACGGGCAGGGAGGACGUGGUGGAGGCACUGCGCCUGGACGCCCUGAUGCUGGUGCGAGGGGGGAGGAGGGGGGGGAGUGUGUGUGA
Molecule: messenger RNA, 720 nt
Organism: Closterium sp. Naga37s-1
Lineage: Eukaryota; Viridiplantae; Streptophyta; Zygnematophyceae; Desmidiales; Closteriaceae
Source: the annotation of a GenBank genome assembly